Messenger RNA from Perca fluviatilis (European perch), 3985 nucleotides. Its product is annotated as zinc finger protein 585A-like. Gene Ontology annotation, biological process: regulation of transcription by RNA polymerase II; regulation of telomere maintenance via telomere lengthening; telomere capping. NCBI's taxonomy places the organism in Eukaryota, Metazoa, Chordata, Actinopteri, Perciformes, Percidae. Gene Ontology annotation, cellular component: shelterin complex. Bases 219 to 3023 code for a protein of 934 amino acids. The record is from RefSeq and is a predicted model, not a curated record. The transcript has 7 exons. Gene Ontology annotation, molecular function: RNA polymerase II cis-regulatory region sequence-specific DNA binding; DNA-binding transcription factor activity; telomeric repeat DNA binding.
AAGAGAAGUCGGAAGUGGCUUCCAUAUUCCACACAGUCAGGCGUUUUAUGGUUUUCCUACUCUGCGACAUAAUGAUUAUAUCCAUAACGCCAAAAUGAGCAAGCUAUUAAUGGACCAUGGUUCCCUUCCUCUUUCCUCUCUCCGUCUUAUCGUGCCCCCUUUGCAGCUUGUGUCUGCAGCUCUGUGGGAGAUAGUGAAGCAGGGAGCUGUGAUGUACUAUGGUCUGCUGGAGGAGUUCGUUACCUCCGUGCUGGAAACAGUCCCUGAACUGCUCACAUACACAGAGAGAGUCCAACUAUCUAUGGGCCUACGUGCAAAGUCUCUUUCUAUGCCAACAGGUGGUGCUGGAGUUGUGCAGCAACAGUGAUUUUGCCAGCCCACAGGCCAUCCAGCCUCAUCUGAGCAGAAUAAACACCUACAUUACAAACCAGGAUAAAGAGACUUCCAGCUCUGAGGUAAAAGCAUCAGUGACAAACUUCCUGAAGCUUGUUCAAACUCUAGUGGAUGAUCAACGUCAGAGAGAUACAUUUUAUCAGAAAAUCUUUCCAACAGUGUUCGGCCCUAGCUAUGACUCAGCCCUACUGGCUCUAAUGAGAAAGUUCCUCUUCAAUCUGCAGAAGCUUUUACCUGUUCCAAACCUUGAACAAGCUUCCAUUUGGCUCAGUCUCUCUCCUUCUAUCUUGAAAGAGUGUGUAGACUUCCUGAAUCAACCUGAGCCCCUGAAUACACUCAUUCAGCAUCACAAACAUCAUGGCCACAAAGUUCCACAAGCUUUAUCUUCCUCCGGUGAUGAUUGCAUUCUUUCCAGCCUGUCCUAUCACCUACCACACGUGGACAGUGACAAAGGAGACACACUUGGCAGUGAGUCGAAAAAGAAGAAAGAAGAAAACUCCAAGGUGAAAAAAUCAGAAUUGUUGCGGAAUAGCGAUAGAAAUGGACAGAAGCAUGUUAUUGAUCUGACUGAAGACCAAGGAGCUUCUGUUGAAGUAAUACUUCAACCUUUUGAUGAAAGUGAGUCUAAUGAUGAUGAGGACGUGGACAAAGAAUGGUCCCACCAUUUGAAAACUGGCAGUACGACCUCCUCAAAAACCUUCAAGUGUCUUGUCUGUGGCAAAGAUUUUGGUUCCCCAAGGAAACUAAAGGAACACAAGAUUAGCCACAGUGGUUGCUGUACAAACCCAACGAGGCAGUCAAAUUCUGUGGGCCAAAGUAGCUUUUUUGAGAAAAUAAAUUUACAUCCUAAACCAAAGACAUUUGAGAAUAAUGCUUCUAGAAGUGAGAAUAGGCUUUCACCAUGUGCAAGUGCCACAACAUAUAACCCAUCAAAUCUACACAGUCUUCAGAAUUUUGAGCGGUCUAAUGAUGCUUCUAGUCUUGUUUGCCAUGUUUGUGGCAAGGCUUUCACUUACCCAAAGAAUUUUGACAAACACCAGAGGACUUGUGUGGUUAGUAGUAAACGACAAGCCGAGACAGACCCACAGUGUUCCACAAGCUUAGCUCAUCACUCCAAACCAAAUCCUGUUGAUAAGACCAAAGACUCUUUCUCCACUGAAAUUGGGCUUUCAAAUGGUCUACCCCAGGAAUCAAUAUCUUUGGACUCCCCACAACAGCAGAUGUGUAAAAGAAGCAGUCGUGUCAAACAAUGCUCCGCAUGCGGGAAGGUAUUUACUUGUUCUGUCGACUUGAUGAAGCACAUGAGAUGUCACACUGAACACGGUCCUUACCUUUGUUCCUGUUGUGAGAAACACUUUGACAACUAUGAAGACUGCGAGACGCACCAGGAAGGUAAAUGCAGCGUUUCACACCAGCAUUCGCAAGACAAUUCAUCGAGCAACGCGAAUAAAAGGAAUCGGGAGAAUGCCGUUGUUUCAAGCGGUAUAACUCCGAUCCCAACAACCCGAGACGCAUCUGCCAACUCGCAGGCUAAGUCACCUCUGACGUGUCAAGAAUGUGGCCAGGCUUUUACUUACUACAAGAGUUUUGAGAAGCACCAGAGCAGAUGUUCCAAAAGAGCUCCUCGAAGGAAAGAGCCAACAAAUGCAAACCAUUGCGUUAUCAAUGCUUGUAAUUUCCGAUCAGCCGACAAUUCCAAUGGGAGACAUGCUGAGGCAAGUCCUGAAACGAAGGAAAGUGAAACUGCAAAAACUCUGACCUCGGCAGAACACGCAGAUGACUCCCGGACUGAGUCUCGCGCCAUCAAGUGCACCAUGUGUGAGAAGAACUUCUCAGAAAUUGUCCUCAUGAAAAGACAUUAUUCCAAAUCCCAUAAAGUUAGAGGCUCAUACCCCUGUCCUCUGUGUAAGAGAACUUUUGUGAGGUUGUGCGAGUUGGUUCGACAUCAGCAAAACAAAAGAUUGUACCAGUGCGGCGCCUGCAAGAAAUGUUACACAAAGCCAGGACUACUAAAUGAUCAUGAAAAAGUCCAUAGCGCGAGUGUGGCACCACGCAUCUGUGAAACGUGCGGGAAAAGCUUCAAAUCUCUCGCUCAUCUGAUUCUGCACCAGAGCAAGCAUAGAGAACGGCAACCUAGUGUUUGUUCCGACUGUGGGAAACAGUUCAGUACGAAAGACUGCCUGAGAGCGCAUAUGGUGAGGCACACAGGUGGUUACCCGUGCCCUGUCUGCGGGAAGAAAUUCUACCAAAAAACGUACCUUAAAUGGCAUCUGUAUAAACACACGGGGCAAGAGCCGUACCUUUGUGACACGUGUGGGAAAGGCUGGCCGAGUGCAGCUCAGCUCAAGCUUCACAUGAUCGAACAUACGGAGGAAAGGCCGUUCAAGUGCGAGGACUGCGGCGCGUGUUACAAGAGGGGAUCCCAUUUGAUGGCUCACCGCAGAGCCAAACAUAUCAGGUUGCGGCCAUUCGCGUGCGAGGUUUGCAGCAAAGCCUUUAGAUUAAACGGUGAGCUGAAAAAACACAUGAUGGUUCACACAGGGGAACGGCCAUUCACGUGUCCAAGGUGUGACAAAAGAUUCACGAGAAAUUCUCGCCUUAGGGAACACAGAGAAAAAGCAUGUCUGUAACUUCAUGCCGUUACUUACUACAUACUUGUACUUUAUGAUUCAUAUGCCAUACUACACUACAUAAGUACAUGUACGUAAGUUCUAUCAUCAACUAUGUCUCAGUGCUGUAUAUCUACAGUGCCUUGCGAAAGUAUUCGGCCCCCCUUUAACUUUUCGACCUUUUGCCACAUUUCAGGCUUCAAACAAUGUAAAUUUUUUGUUUUGUUUUUUGUUUGUUUUUUUUAAACCAAAAAUGCCAUACAUUGUGUCGCACCGGCUUCUUAAAUGUGAGGAUUUGCUUCUCUAUAUUGUUUCAUAUCAUACCUUUAGGUUUAAGCUGUUGGUCGGAUAAAACAAGCACUCCGAAGACGAUACCUUGGGCUCUGAGAAAGCGGCAGACAUUUUUCUGUUAGUAAGUUAUACACCAAACUAUCAACCGAUAAAUUGAGAAAAUAAUUGUCAUAUUAUUUGAUAAUGGAAAUAAUAUGGCAGUUAUGGGAACUUGUAUAUUAAAAAUUCCCAGAGCUGUAGAUAUCUUCUUGACAGUGCUUGUGUUGGGAUGUCAAUUUAAAAUGAUAGGAAGGCCAUUUUUGCUUUGUAGAUUACUUAUUGGUUAAUCAAUCGUAGUUUCAGCACCAGUGUACGUAUUGAUACAUUUAACCUUGUGCAGUAGCCUACUGUUGCAUAAAAAGCAUUGCUCCACCAGAGAGCAGUGGUGCUCCAGGGACUGCCUCCGUUUGAUCAGCCAGAGUCAAACUGUAUUUUAUGUACAGUAUCUAGAAGUUUAUUUAACCGUUCUUCAACAGACCACAUCCCAUGCAACACAUUUUUUUUUAUGUCAAACUGAAAAUGACUUGGUCUGCAGAACAUUUUGAUUUUGGAAGUUGUUACAUAUGACUGUAAUCUUCUUUAAGUUUGCGAGGAUAAAGAUGCAACAGUGCUACUGUAAAUCUUUCAUUAGAUCUGUUGUCUACAACAUCAGA